Messenger RNA from Schistosoma mattheei, 1213 nucleotides. The record is from the annotation of a GenBank genome assembly. Lineage: Eukaryota; Metazoa; Platyhelminthes; Trematoda; Strigeidida; Schistosomatidae.
AAAUAUAGCUGCGAAUUAAAUGUCACGACAGAUUUUACUGUAAAAUGCCUAGGUUUGAUUGAGUGAAUUCAAUUGAAAUACAUCCAUAAAUUUUCUUUAGCCACAAUAUAAUUAUCCAACUAAAUGAAACAUUACGUGAUACUACGCCAACACAGAAAAAAUUAUCCACUACACACACCAACCAAUAAUUUAGGAGUUAACCGUUUACUAUUCAAACAAGUUUCUGUAUACAUACCACCAUCGGGAAAUUCCAUUAUGGUUGGUCAAGAGUUUACAGAAGAUAUAUUUUGAAAAAUUAUCUUGUUUGAUGCAUCGUUCCCAUGGUAUAGUUUUAAGAAUUCAACUACUACGGAAAGCCAACUAAGUUAAUUCAAACGAAAGCGAGUGAACAAAAACUGGUUAUCUAACUUUAUGAAAAAUAAUGAAUGAUUUACCCACGUUAUUUGUUUCCAUCUCCCAGAGAAAUAGCUUUAUCAUGUGGAAUUAUAUCUAACACAGAGAGUCGAUCUCAAUCACCGGAUAGCCAACCAGAUACAGAGAAUAGUGCGAAUUCUGAUACGCGUCAGUCUCCAACUAAUAACCAGAUUCAAUCAUUACUGUGUCCAGAACGAUUACCUGCUUUGUGCUUUCCCUGCCUCAUCCCUUCAUCCUUUUGCAGCUCAACAGAUGAAAUGAGUAAUGAUCUUUGGAAAACAGCUUGUCAAACCGGACCAAGACCAAUCAUAUUUGUGUAUAGAUUUUCUUAUGGUCUACCUCAAGAACUAUUUGAUAAGGCUACAGUACGGUUGAAUUGGCCCGAACUAUUCAAAUUUCGAUAUACAGCACAUUGGAAGACAGGAGUGCAAAUGUUUAACAGUUUAAAUCGGAUAAUACUCAGAUUUCUACUCGUAAAAUCAGCUAAUGAAGACAGUUUAAUCAAGUUUGAAUUUCGUGCUCUACCAGUAGCAACCACAAAUUCAGAUGACAUUGAAAUUAGAACUCAAAAUGAUGAUACAGCAGCUAAUAUAGAUGAGGAAAACAGUGAAAAGAACACUUUAGAUGAAACUACAACGUUUGAUGCCAGUAAAUCAUUGAAAGAUAAUAAUGAUAAGCAUCAGAAACAUAAACAGAAGCCUAAGUGGCAUAAAUGGCCUGUUUCAGAGGAAAAUCUUUGGAAUCUUAUGUUGCCCAUAUUGAAGGAAUUCGAUUCCAUAUUAUUAGCUUAUAAAGGUGA